UUUGUUUUUAUUUUUGUGUUUAGGUUUUUAUAACGUUACACACUCUUCUUUCACUCUCUGCUUUUGCUCUCCCCGGCCGCCACAGCUCCUCAGCUCCACACUCUCACUGUUUCAGGAAAACAUUAAAGGAAUCUUUUUGAAGCAUCAGUAAUCAAUAAAACAGAGCUGAUAAUUGAAACCUCCUGGUAUGGCUCCUGCCCAACCAUUCACGGAGAUUGACCAAGACUGUAGACCAUCUAUCAAUGCAAAAGUAGAACUUGAUACAGAAAACAGGAGUUCCUUACCAAACUCGGCUGCGGAGGGUUUAGGGUGCAUGAAAAACUGUGAGGACACAGCCAUUAGGAUGAAUGGAGAAGAUAAGGUUUCAAUGUGCACUUCGGAUGUGGACGUUGAUAUAAUUGAAUGCAGAAAUAAUCAUAACAGCAGCCUACAGGCUGAAACUGAGGACCCCGAUGCAACUGAAUAUUCAAGCUCAUUUGCUGACACUAUGUCUGACACUGAGAAUUUUUCCGGAUUUAGUGAAGGAGAAGUGCAGUCUCAGUUUUUUGCGGACAAUGGUUUGGCAUCUGAUUUUGAUGCAUUUAGUAGUCCUUUUCAAAUGAGGAAGAAGAAAUUGACAAAUCACUGGAGGGACUUUAUACGCCCUAUAAUGUGGCGCUGCAAAUGGAUGGAAUUGAGAAUUAAAGAAAUUGAAUCACAAGCAUUAAAAUAUUCCAGAGAGCUUGCAAUAGCAGAUCAAAGAAAACAUUCAGGAUUUGACCAAUUUACUUUGGAAGAAUUUGGCUCAAAGUCAGUGCCGUUUUCUAGUCAAUGCCGCAGACAAAAAGCUAUGAAGAGGAGGAAGCGCAAGAGAGUUGAAGAGACAACUGAUAUAGCAUCAUAUAUGUCACAUCAUAAUGUCUUUUCCUAUCUUGAAAAUAAGAGAUCCGAUCCUGAUAGUACUUCUGUGGCUGAUGAAUUUAGUAAUGCAGUAAUAAUCACAGAGCAGAGUGCUGAUUACAAUGAUAAACUCAGCACUGGUGAUGACUGGUCGUUCUUUGAGUUCCGAGAUGGUGAUAAGUCCUUGGAGCAUGUCCUCUGGAAAAUUGAGACUGUGCACUCUCGGGUUCACAAGAUGAAGAAUCAAAUCGAUGUGGUAAUGUCCAAGAAUGCUUGUAGGUUUUCUUCCUCCGAAAAUUUAAGCCUUCUUGUACCUUGUGACGCUCCAACAAGCUCUGCCCAUAGUCCAGCAUUUUCUGCUGGCAAUGGAGACACAAUCUCUGCUGGAGCUAUAUAUACUUCAACUCAACAUAUAUCAGAGUACAAUCUCGGAGAUAUGGUAAUGCCUGAAAAUGCAGUGUCAAGUUUCGGGGAGGCAAUCGUUGUUCCUGAUAUAAUUGAAAGCACUGUAGGACUACUGUCUGCCAUUGAUGUCACCUUCCAUCAGCCACAGUUUGGAGACUCAAGCGAAGAUAUUGUGGAUAAUGUCCUGAUUCCUAAUGAGGCAGCUGAAGGAGAAAAGCACACUUUCGAAUUGAUAAGCGACCAACCUAAAGAGACUCAUGAGCAAUCAGACAAAGGCAUACAAGAAGAAGGUCCUUUUCCAACUCCAUCAUCAGAACCUGAUCCGUUGGUAGAUGCAUCUGUUCCUCAGGAGCAAUCUACUCUAGAAUCAUGUUUAGCUUCAGAUGUGAAUUUUCCUAGAAACAAGAGAAAGAGAGGAGAGCGAAGAGCUGGUUCAGUUGUUUGGAGCAAGAAAUGCUCGGGCGAGCCUGAUAGCUUAUGAGUUACAUUUCCUUGAGUAAUGCUGGUUCGUGAAACUACAGAGACAUUUCCUAUUCUUUUCUCACAUAAGUGGAUGCAAAUGUUUGUCUACAGUCAUGGUGAAUCAGCAUUUGUUGUAUAUAGGGAAAUGGUUCCAGUCCAAAAGUCAUGUAGUCCUUUGCGGUGCUACCGCAUACGCAGUCCAUAACACAGUCCACAAGUCGUGUAUUAGUUCUCUUAAUUUUGUGGGAAAAGAUUAGUGUAGUCUGACAACUGAUGUAGAACUGGCAUUUUCAAAGUGACGAGUUGGUCAUCAAUUUGCUGUUCCAUUGAACAAAAAUAGACGUCUGAAACCAUAAAAUUUUCUUUUUUUGCA
Molecule: messenger RNA, 2119 nt
Organism: Prunus dulcis (almond)
Lineage: Eukaryota; Viridiplantae; Streptophyta; Magnoliopsida; Rosales; Rosaceae
Exons: 6
Coding region: 188-1765 (525 amino acids)
Source: RefSeq, a predicted model, not a curated record